AUGCGAUUGAUCGUGCUGGUCACCCUACUGCUGGCGACUGCCGUUGCAUCCGCUGCAGUUGCACGCAGUAAACCGAACGCAAAAGCCAACCGACAGCUCUUAGAACACUUGUUCACCGGACGACUGAGAGCAGCUCGAAAACAGGCUCCGGCAAAGUCCGGUUCCGAUUCGAGCACACGACCAAUUGUCGAGCACUUUUUCACAACGGAGGUUGACCACUUUAAUGCACAAAACAUCGACCAGUGGACGCUGCGCUAUUUUGCCUCAUCUGACUACUAUCAACCGGGAGGACCGAUUUUAAUUUUCCUGGGAGGCAUCACUCCUAUUUCACCGGAGAUGAUUGACGAAACAACGCUGAUCAACGAAAUGGCACGGGAAUGGAACGGUGCGCUGUUUGCCUUCGAAUCGCGAUUCUACGGCCAGAGUCGGGUCACAGAAGAUUUGAGUACAGAAAAUCUAGAGCUGUUGAACGUAGAUCAAAUAUUGGCAGAUUUGGCAGAAUUCGUGACUUACAUAAGACGUGAGCAUGUUGGAGACGAAACCGCUAGGGUGUUGGUGGCCGGCACAGAGGUGGGAGGAUCGCUGGCUGCUUGGUUCCGAAUCCGGUAUCCACAUCUGGGAAAUGCUGCGUGGGCUUCUAGUGCGCCUAUGACUGCCGUAAUGAAUUUCCAAGACUUUUCGGAAGCCUGGGGAGAAGCUCUGAUUGAACACGGUAGUCAGGAGUGUUACAGUGAAAUCUUCGUUGCUUUCCAUGUACUGCAGAACUUGAUCGACUUAGGAAGAGCCGAUUUAAUCGCCGAGAAGUUCAACAUUUGCUCCGAAAUAGAUCCGGAAAACACCUUCCAGGUGCAGUACUUCUUCAGUAUUUUGAUGGCAACGGUUGAAAUGGCCACUAUUCUCAGCGACAAUUUGGCAGAUUUUGCUCAAGUGUGCGGGGAAAUAACGGGACCUGAUGCAGAGACUGCCGUUGAAGCUUUCGCGAACUGGUUCAACACACAAUGGGCCCAAGAAUUCGGUUGUGCAAUGUCGGAUCCGGCAGAAGCAGUCGAAUUAUUCCAGGACACUGACUGGGAUUCCGAGUUCAAUGCAUACGGUCUUCGGCAAGCAGUCUUUCAGGAGUGUACCGAGGUCGGUUGGUUCCUCACUACGGAUUCACCCUUUCAGCCAUUCGGCGAUCGGGUGACAGUAGAUUUCUUUAUUGAAAUGUGUCGUCAAAUUUUUGGCGAGUGGAUCACCGAAGAAUCAAUCCAGCGAGGUAUUGACCGGGCGAACAACCGUUUCGGUGGAGAUAAUCCCGGUUCCAGUUUGACUCACUUCACCAACGGUGAUGCCGAUCCGUGGAGAAUGAUUAGUAUCACUAGAAACAUCACGCUCGAUGCACAAGCCGAUGUGAUUCCCAACCAGCUCGGUGGAUCCGAUUUGCCAGCCCUAUCUCCAGAUGAUCCCGAGGAUCUGCAGGCGGUCAAGCGACGCUUGAAGGCAUAUCUGGUCAGUUAUUUGUUUCCUUUUACUCCCUAUGGAAGUACGUGA
Messenger RNA from Sabethes cyaneus, 1530 nucleotides. RefSeq names its product putative serine protease K12H4.7. Gene Ontology annotation, biological process: proteolysis. Lineage: Eukaryota; Metazoa; Arthropoda; Insecta; Diptera; Culicidae. Bases 1 to 1530 code for a protein of 509 amino acids. The record is from RefSeq and is a predicted model, not a curated record. The transcript is spliced from 3 exons. Gene Ontology annotation, molecular function: serine-type exopeptidase activity; dipeptidyl-peptidase activity.